Messenger RNA from Vanessa atalanta (red admiral), 898 nucleotides. It is a transcript of the gene Arpc4, whose product is annotated as actin-related protein 2/3 complex subunit 4. Gene Ontology annotation, biological process: actin filament polymerization; Arp2/3 complex-mediated actin nucleation. Gene Ontology annotation, molecular function: actin filament binding. The record is from RefSeq and is a predicted model, not a curated record. The transcript has a single exon. Bases 90 to 596 code for a protein of 168 amino acids. NCBI's taxonomy places the organism in Eukaryota, Metazoa, Arthropoda, Insecta, Lepidoptera, Nymphalidae. Gene Ontology annotation, cellular component: actin cytoskeleton; Arp2/3 protein complex.
UCAUCCUUCAGUUAACUGUCAUUUUUAGAGAUAAAGUUUUACUUUAGGUGUGGUAAAAGGAAAGCGAUUAUUUUAAUAAAACACCAAUAAUGUCGGCAACGUUAAAGCCCUAUUUAACAGCUGUACGCCAUACGCUCACUUCAGCUAUGUGCUUAGAACAUUUUUCCUCCCAAGUCGUCGAACGAUAUAAUAAACCGGAGGUUGAAGUGGGAACAAGCAAAGAAUUGUUAUUGAAUCCUGUAAUCAUUUCGCGUAACGCGAACGAGAAAGUACUGAUUGAAUCGUCCAUAAACUCGAUUAGAAUAAGUAUUAUGAUAAAACAAGCCGAUGAGAUUGAGAAGAUUUUGUGUAAAAAGUUUAUGCGUUUCAUGAUGAUGCGGGCGGAAAACUUUAUCGUGCUCCGACGGAAACCCGUGGACGGAUAUCAUAUCAGCUUCCUGAUUACAAAUUUCCACACCGAACAAAUGUAUAAACACAAAUUGGUCGACUUCGUAAUUUACUUUAUGGAAGAGAUUGACAAGGAGAUAAGUGAAAUGAAACUGGCCGUAAACGCGCGUGCAAGAAUUUGCUCUGAAGAAUUUUUGAAAAGAUUUUAAAGUUUAAUUGUAGUUUAGUGACUUCUUUGUAUUAUAAAUUCAGUAUGUUUGAAAUUCUAAGAUUAUUAUCGGUGUAUGCUGUGGACUUAAAAAACUUUAUUUUCUGUUAAGUGGUAUCAUCAUAUUAAUAUAUCAAAACAAACUGCAUUUACUGAGAACUGUUCUUAAGAUUCAGUAUUUUUAGAACUAAAUCAAUUGUUUAAUGCUUCAAUUUCCAUUCAAUUUUUUUAGCAAUAAAAAUGACAAUGUUUAUAAGGCAUUACUUAUUUAUAUAGGAAAAAUAAUAAAUUCUUUUUAUACUA